GUGUUUUUAUAUAUUUGACGUGAUCUUUUCGAAUCUUUAGUUUGCUUGCUCCAUAUUGGAGAAAUGCCGUUCAAAAGCAGUUUCACCUCCCUCGCCAGUAGUCAGCGAUUGAAGCCAAAGUUCAGCAUAGUGGAGUUAGUAUUGUAUAAUAUUGCAGCCAUGUUAGCUGGAGUUGCUUCGGGCUAUGACGUUCGAUUGUCAAACGUCUCCCCACUACAUCCCCGGUUACAACCGAACAGGUAACGUUGCUUUUUGUUC
This is a messenger RNA of Acanthoscelides obtectus, 258 nucleotides long. The record is from the annotation of a GenBank genome assembly. NCBI's taxonomy places the organism in Eukaryota, Metazoa, Arthropoda, Insecta, Coleoptera, Chrysomelidae.